ACUCAUCGUGAAGAUGUACGGCAAGACACAGGAGCAAAACAUGGAGUUUGAGGCCAUUUAUGAAAGGGACGAAGACACUUCUGCACCUCGAACACGGAGUUACAUCCCGGCUAAAGGAAAAGCUCUACAGUGCAGAGGAAGAAGAUGUUUGGUGUUGAUCACAGUGAGUCUCGGGCUCAUUUGUGUUCUUCUGCUGAUCUUCAUCAUACUGCAGCACAACGCCGUCACAGCAGACAGAGACCUGAUAAAGAGUUACAAGAACACAGCUGAAGAGUUCAAUCAAAGCAUCAACAGCUUACAGGACAAGUACACUGAUCUAAUGACUGAGAAACACCAGCUGCAGAACAACUUCAGCUCUUUGAGUCAGAAGAAACUGGAGCUGGAGACCAAAUUCAAUGAUCUCUCUGUUGAGAAAAGCCAAUUACAGAGGGAUUUUGACUCUUUGGUUCAGAGGAUUCCAGAUUUUGCAUACAAAGUCAAGAGCGAUGAACUGAAUAAGAACGUUUCUAAAGGAGGAAAUCAAUGUAGUCUAGAUGGCUUCUUCAUUUCCAAAAAGGCGAUGAGCUGGUCUGCCAGCAGGCAGUACUGCAGGGAUCGUGGCGGGGAUUUGGUCAUUAUCAACAGUGUAGAGAAGCAGAGGCUCAUGUCUUCACUUGUCAGACUCAGCGAGAGAUCGUGGAUUGGUUUGUCUGACAUAGUGAACGAGGGCAAUUUGACAUGGGUGGAUAAUUCACCACUGAAUAGGGGGUAAGAUGUGAAACGCUCACA
Molecule: messenger RNA, 768 nt
Organism: Carassius auratus (goldfish)
Lineage: Eukaryota; Metazoa; Chordata; Actinopteri; Cypriniformes; Cyprinidae
Product: C-type lectin domain family 4 member M-like
Exons: 4
Coding region: 14-751 (245 amino acids)
Biological process (GO): biological process involved in interspecies interaction between organisms
Source: RefSeq, a predicted model, not a curated record